Molecule: messenger RNA, 324 nt
Organism: Meloidogyne enterolobii
Lineage: Eukaryota; Metazoa; Nematoda; Chromadorea; Rhabditida; Meloidogynidae
Source: the annotation of a GenBank genome assembly
AUGGAUCGACUCAAAAGUACCCAAACCAAAGAUUUAGUCUUUAGUCAAGUUCCACGUGAGAAAUAUGUCCUUCUCCAACAAACCUUCCGACAGCUAAAUCAUCAUUAUGUUCGUCGAACGAGUGGGGCUAGUGGUACUUCAUCCACAGCAACCCCAAGUCAAAUUACCAAUGCAAGAACAAGUUCUUCAAGUGGCCCUGGAAGGACAUUACCCCUUGCUUCACAUAAGGUAAAAGUAACUUUCCGUGAUGAACCUGGAGAAGGUACUGGAGUUGCGCGUCAUUUUUAUGCCGCUGUUGCAGAGGUUGAUUUUGAUGUUUUUUAA